UAAACCACAGAGAGACAACACACCCAGUAACUCACUCACUCAUUCACUGAGCCACCGUUCACCAGGAGCUGAGGUGAAACUGCAGCUGCUGCUGUCACUUAAUCUCACUGCGCACAAACUGCCGCUUCUCACACUGGAACUCAUUAUUAUUGGAGUGGAAUUAAACUCUUUCUCUGUCUCCCGAUGAGCGCUGACCAAAAGGACAAUCCCCACUGAUGGCAGUGAUGGAGAAUGAGACGUGGCCCUUGUACGCCUCCCAUCAUUUGCUCCGCGGUGACCCCUUUGCCUCCAGACUCUCCAGAGAGGCGGAUAUCGUCGCAGGUUUUUACAUCUGCAUCAUAGGGAUAUUGUCUGCAACAGGCAAUGGCUACGUCAUUUAUAUGGCCAUCAAACGCAAGACCAAGUUAAAGCCUCCGGAGCUUAUGACUGUCAAUCUAGCCAUUUUUGACUUUGGCAUCUCAGUGACAGGAAAGCCCUUUUUCGUAGUAUCCAGUUUCUCCCACCGCUGGUUGUUCGGCUGGGAGGGCUGCCAGUUCUACGGCUGGGCGGGCUUCUUCUUUGGUUGUGGGAGCCUCACUACGCUGACCGUGGUCAGCCUGGAUCGCUACCUGAAAAUCUGCCAUCUACAAUAUGGCACAUGGUGGAAACGCCACCACACCUUCCUGUGCCUGGCCUUUGUCUGGGUGUAUGCAGGCUUCUGGGCCACCAUGCCCCUCAUCGGCUGGGGAAGCUACGCCCCAGAGCCCUUCGGGACUUCCUGCACACUGAACUGGUGGCUGGCACAAGCCUCUGUGUCCGGACAGAGCUUUGUCCUGUCCAUUUUGUUCUUCUGCCUCGUCCUCCCGGCUGGCAUUAUUGUCUUCUCCUAUGUCAAGAUCAUCUUCAAGGUCAAGUCCUCGGCAAAGGAGAUCUCACACUUUGACGCCCGCAUCAAAAACAGUCACAACCUUGAGAUGAAGCUCACAAAGGUGGCAAUGCUGAUCUGUGCGGGUUUCUUGAUAGCUUGGAUCCCUUAUGCAGUGGUGUCAGUGGUGUCCGCGUUCGGUGAGCCAGACACAGUGCCCAUCGCCGUGUCUGUCAUUCCCACCCUGCUGGCCAAGUCCUCAGCCAUGUACAACCCCAUCAUCUACCAGGUCCUGAACCUGAAAAAAUCCUGCACAAAGUCCUCCUGUUUUACGGCCCUGAAGAGACGCAGACAUUUUAGAAAGUCAAGAUUCUGCACCAUUUCAGGCACGAUAAAGGUCACGCCCCCAGCCAAAGAAGCUCAAAUUGAGAUAUGAAAGAGACUCUAGACUGUGUGCCCUCCUUAUCUCUUCUACUUUGGACACCUUGCCUUGUUCCUUGACCCGAGUGUCGUGCACUUACCCAAUCACAUGCUGCCUGCCUUCUGCUACGAGUCACGAGCUCACCUUCAGUCUUGCUGUUCGUAUUUACGUCCACACUGGAUUUUCCGCACUUUCCCUCCGCAGUUCCUUGCCUGUUCUUCUCCAGAUGCACAUCUCUUCCUUCAUCUGUGGAACUUGGAGCUGUGUUGUCUUUAUGGCCGCUGCAACAUACAAGUGAGCGGUUGUGUGAACGUCUUUCGUCUUUCAGUAUCACACACACACACACACCAAAUGAAAAAAGGAAAGAAAUGCUACUGGCUGACUUGAUUUGUUGUUAACGUAACUUGUUGCAAUUAAGUUAAGAAAUUGUUUCCAACCAGUUUUGUAGAUAUAUUUUUC
Messenger RNA from Solea solea (common sole), 1724 nucleotides. It is a transcript of the gene opn5, whose product is annotated as opsin 5. The coding region runs from base 216 to 1280 and encodes 354 amino acids. Gene Ontology annotation, cellular component: membrane. Gene Ontology annotation, molecular function: G protein-coupled receptor activity. Gene Ontology annotation, biological process: visual perception; G protein-coupled receptor signaling pathway. Lineage: Eukaryota; Metazoa; Chordata; Actinopteri; Pleuronectiformes; Soleidae. The transcript has 7 exons. The record is from RefSeq and is a predicted model, not a curated record.